GUAAUGUGGCGGCUGGUCGUCGCGUGGCUCCUGAUUGGAGCACUUGAUGCUGUCGAUAGACAGAAUUUUAAAACUUGCGAACAGUCGGGAUUCUGCAAGCGUCAUCGAGCGGUCACAUCGCCAACUGGAUAUGAAGUUGUUGGUGAUUCCGUGAAAACAAACGAAACUGGACUUCAUGCUCUUAUCAAGAACAAGGAUACGACAUUGCGGUUGAGCAUUGUUGCUUUGAAGGAUUCAACGGUCAGAGUGGUCAUUGACGAGAACGAUGGGGCUUUGAGAAAACGUUACCAACCAUUGGAAGCUUUGGUUGACAGAGAGCCCGCGCAGCAAAAAGUUAAGAAAAUAAAAGAAGAAGCCACUGCGACCAAAGUCUUGACAACUGACGGAAACCGCAUAGUCCUCCAACAUAAACCUUUCCGCAUCGACUUUUAUGUUAAGGACAAGAUUGUCUCCUCUAUCAAUGCCAAAGAAACUCUUCACUUUGAAGCUUUCAAAAAGAAAGUUCUGUUAUCAGACAGAGAAAAAGGGUUCUGGGAGGAGACCUUCAAAGAGAUCAAGGAUACCAAGCCACAUGGGUCCUCUUCUGUCGGGGUUGAUAUUGCUUUUGUUGGUGCUAAACAUGUAUUUGGUAUCCCGGAACAUGCAGAGAGCUAUUCCUUGAGAGACACAAGAACUUAUGAACCUUAUCGCCUAUACAACUUGGAUGUUUUCGAAUACGAAACUAACUCCCCAAUGGCUCUCUACGGUUCUAUCCCAUAUCUUGUUGGAGUUCACCAAAAACGGUCUGUUGGAGCACUUUGGCUUAAUGCGGCUGAAACUUGGGUGGACAUCGAGCCGACGACCGCUGACAAAGGUGGAUUGUCAAAAGAGGUUCUUGACGCUGACACUAAACCUAGACAAGUUCCCCAGCAUAAUGCUCGUUUCUAUUCCGAAUCAGGCCUUAUUGAUGUGUUCAUCACUCUUGGCCCACAACCAAAUGACAUUUUCCGUCAGUUAGCUGCUUUGACAGGAGUUACACCACUUCCACCAGCAUUUGCUCUAGGUUAUCAUCAGUCCAGAUGGAACUACAAAGAUCAGAAAGAUGUGAAAGAAGUUCACGAUGGAUUUGUUAAGCAUGACAUUCCAUUAGAUGUCUUAUGGUUGGAUAUUGAACACACCGACAAUAAGGCUUACUUCACAUUUGACAAGGAUGCCUUCGGAAAGCCAGAAGAUAUGAUAAAGGAUCUCGCUGAUAAGAACCGCAAGCUAGUUACAAUCGUUGACCCACACAUCAAAAAGGAUUCCAAGUAUUACAUUUACAAGGAGGCCAAGAAAAAUAAAUACCUCGUGAAAGACGCCAAAGACACAAUCUACGAGGGUAACUGUUGGCCUGGAGACUCCACAUACAUUGAUUUCAUCAAUCCAAAAGCUAGAAAGUGGUGGUCUGAGCAAUUCGCUUUUGAUAAAUACAAGGGAACCACUAAAGACGUUCAUAUCUGGAACGAUAUGAAUGAGCCAUCUGUUUUCAAUGGACCAGAAAUCACCAUGCACAAAGAUGCAAAACAUCACGGAGAGUUUGAGCACAGAGAUGUGCACAAUGUUUAUGGAUUCCAUCAACACUCGUCGACAUUUGAAGGACUGAAGGCUAGAAGUAAUAAUGAAGUGAGACCGUUUGUUCUCUCCAGAUCUUUCUUUGCUGGAUCUCAGAGAACUGCUGCAGUAUGGACAGGAGACAACAAGGCCGACUGGGCUCAUUUAAAACAAUCUAUUCCCAUGCUUCUUUCCCUCUCGACUGCUGGUCUGCCAUUUGUUGGGGCUGAUGUUGGAGGUUUCUUUGGAAAUCCUGACGAGGAACUGCUUGUUAGAUGGUACCAAGCAGGAGCUUUCCAGCCAUUUUUCAGAGGGCACUCUCAUCAGGACACGAAAAGACGGGAGCCAUGGCUGUUUGCAGACAACACAACUGAAGCUAUUCGCAAUGCUAUAAAAACCAGAUACGCAUUCCUCCCAUACUGGUACACUUUGUUCUAUGAGCAUGCUAAAACCGGAAAACCAGUGAUGAGACCAUUCUGGAUGGAAUUCAUUGAAGAUGAGCCUUCAUGGGAUGAAGAUAGACAAUGGAUGGUUGGAAACGGUCUUCUAGUGAAGCCAGUUCUUGAAGAAAAGGUCAAAGAGCUCUCAAUCUACUUGCCGGGAAAACGUCAAGUAUGGUAUGAUUGGGAGACCCACAAGGCACGUCCAUCGCCAGGAGCAGUCCAAAUUCCCGCAGAGUUAAACACAAUCGGUCUUUACCACAGAGGAGGUACAAUCAUUCCAAAGUUGUCAGAAGUGAAACUGACUACCAAGGAGAACCACGAGCAACCAAUUAUUCUCUACAUUGCUGUCAACCAGAAAGGAGAUUUCGCCAAUGGAACAAUUUAUUUGGAUGAUGGAGAGUCGUAUGCUUACGAGAAGGGAGACUUCGCAUAUUGGGGAUUCACUUUCAAGAGAGAACACGACUACUUGCACACAAUCACCAACAAGAAUCUUGACAAGAAGGGUAAAUUUGACAGUGACGUCUACAUUGACAAAAUUGUCAUUCGUGGUGCCAAAUUCUACCCAAGAAAUGCUCACAUCUUCCUUGACGAUUUCUCGCCAGAAGACCUUGAAUUCGAGUUUAAUCGUGACAAUUUCUUGAUGGAAAUUGCUAAUCCAGGAGCUUUUGUCACCAGAGAGUUCAGAAUUGAUAUUCAUUCUUAAUUUAUCAAUUAACUAGAACUUAAAUAAUUUAAGUUUAUCUAUUCUCAUCAUAAUUUACGGUUUUUCCUAUUUUUUCUCCAUCUUCUUUAAAUAUAAAGUAUAGUUGUUUGGUCAAA
Messenger RNA from Caenorhabditis elegans, 2831 nucleotides. RefSeq names its product Glycoside hydrolase family 31 N-terminal domain-containing protein (gene aagr-4). The record is from RefSeq and is marked reviewed. Gene Ontology annotation, biological process: carbohydrate metabolic process. The transcript has 9 exons. The coding region runs from base 4 to 2715 and encodes 903 amino acids. Gene Ontology annotation, molecular function: hydrolase activity, hydrolyzing O-glycosyl compounds; carbohydrate binding. Lineage: Eukaryota; Metazoa; Nematoda; Chromadorea; Rhabditida; Rhabditidae.